GACGCCCAGGAGCUGCAGCUGUCUCUGGGGUCCCGGAGGCGGCCCGGUAAGGAGGGGGAGCUGCAGCUGGACGGUGGCAGCUGGAGAAGCAGCCGCACAGCUGUCCCGUGUGCGGGCGACGGGCCAGGAUGACCCGCUGACCACGGCCAUGCGGCUUUGACGGGUGACCAGCGUUUGACCGUCGACUCCCUAGUCCAGCGGGAAGUGAAGCCAUUUACCAUGGAACCCGUGACCAGGUGGACCCCCAAACAAGUGGUGGACUGGACUCGAGGCUUAGAUGACUGCCUGCAGCCAUAUGUCCACAAGUUUGAGCGAGAGAAGAUAGAUGGGGAACAGCUGCUGCGGAUUUCCCACCAGGAUCUGGAGGAGCUGGGAGUCACACGAAUCGGACACCAGGAGCUGGUGUUGGAGGCUGUCGACCUUCUUUGUGCACUGAAUUAUGGCCUUGAAACCGAUAACAUGAAGAAUUUGGUUUUGAAACUGCGGGCAUCUUCCAACAAUUUACAGAAUCACAUAAGUAGCCGGCGGAAAAGUCCAGCUUAUGAUGGGAACACGUCCCACAAGCCCCCCAAUGAGCUCCUGACUUCAGUGGUGGAGCUCAUAGGUGCUGCCAAGGCUUUGCUGGCUUGGCUGGACCGGGCUCCAUUUACAGGGAUCACUGAUUUCUCUGUAACGAAGAAUAAAAUCAUUCAGCUUUGCUUAGACCUGACCACUACAGUCCAGAAGGAUUGCCUUGUAGCAGAAAUGGAGGAUAAAGUUUUGUCUGUAGUCAAGGUUUUAAAUAGCAUCUGUGACAAAACAAUUCGAUCUGCUACAGACCCUGUUAUGAGCCAGUGUGCGUGCCUGGAGGAGGUUCACUUACCUAAUGUUAAACCUGGCGAAGGCUUGGGCAUGUACAUCAAAUCAACAUAUGAUGGAUUGCACGUGAUUACAGGAACCACAGAAAAUUCUCCUGCAGACAGAUCUCAGAAGAUUCAUGCUGGUGAUGAAGUCAUUCAAGUUAACCGGCAAACUGUGGUGGGAUGGCAGCUAAAAAACCUGGUGAAGAAAUUGAGAGAGAAUCCCACUGGAGUUGUGUUACUGCUUAAGAAGAGGCCUACGGGUUCAUUCCACUUCACUCCAGCUCCUCUGAAAAACCUGCGGUGGAAGCCACCUCUUGUGCAGACCUCACCCCCACCCAUGACAGCCCAGUCCCCUGAAAGCACCAUGGAUGCCUCGCUGAAGAAGGAGAAGCCAGCCAUCCUGGAUCUAUACAUUCCUCCUCCUCCCGCGGUUCCCUACUCGCCCCGGGAUGAGAAAGGGAGUUUUGUUUAUGGAGGAUUCAGUAAGUAUAAACAACCACUGCCUCGGCCUAAGGGCUCAGAGUCCCCAAAUUCCUUCUUGGAUCAGGAGAGCCGAAGACGAAGAUUUACCAUUGCCGAUUCUGAUCAGUUGCCUGGAUAUUCAGUGGAAACCAACAUUCUACCCACAAAAAUGAGAGAGAAAACACCAUCUCAUGGCAAGCCCCGGCCUUUGUCCAUGCCUGCGGAUGGGAACUGGAUGGGGAUUGUAGACCCUUUUGCCAGACCUCGAGGUCAUGGGAAGAAAGGGGAGGACGCCCUUUGCCGGUACUUCAGUAACGAGCGGAUCCCACCGAUCAUCGAAGAGAGCGCCUCUGCUGGAUACAGGUUCUCCAGACCCGCAACAGAGCGACAGCUGGUGCGCGGUGCAGACUACAUCCGUGGGAGCAGGUGCUACAUCAACGCAGAUCUGCACAGUAGUGCCACCAUCCCGUUCCCGGAGGAGGGAACCAAGAAGAAGGCGGCCUCCGCGGAGCCGUCCCUGCUGGUCAGCUGGCUCACGCGCCUGAAGCUGUUGACUCACUGAGACCGCCUAGGGGGCCUGCGGGGGCCUGCUCCUAAGUGCCUUGUUCCGGGGGACCCGAGUGACCUUGCAUCAUUUCCUUUGUAUUUUGUAGAAAGUUGUAUACUGCCCUUCUUGGACAUUGGAAAUGAUCAAUGGCAGCAGAUCCAGGGCAUCCUAGGGGCUGCUCAUGGAGGCGGGAGGAAGGCGUGGAGGCACAUCUACAAAUUGGGGGUUGGCCGGGCGCAUUGUGGUCAUUGUUGGGAGCCAGCAACAUCUGCUGUUGUGCUUUCUCUGGUGAGGGGACUCAGACUGGUGGCUUUUCUCGUAUAGAUGUGUUGGCUUGUGGUCCGCCUUCUUUAACCGAAAAAGCCAGUUGGAGAAGAGAUUUUUGUCUAGAUUUUUAAAGCGUUUGUACCAUUAUUUGUAAAUACAGUGGCUUCGACUUUGAAAGCACAUGUGGCAAGUGUGUGAUGCUCUUCAGAGCAGAGGUUUACAUAGAUCUGUUACAUUUGGUUAAUGCCCUUACUCAUAGCAAGCUCAGCCUAGGUCAGUUAAUACAGCACACGCACACGUGUGGAUGGGCUUGUUACAAAAAGCGCGUGGUUAUUCGUGAGAAUUGUCGUGUCCCUAUAUAUUAUUGUCUUUAAGGGAAAAGAAGCUAUAAGAUUUGCUGAAAGCCAAAGUAUCAUGCAGAAAAGCUAAAGCAACAGGGUUUAGGUUUGUGAGAGCUGUAUCAGUUUGCAUUUUUGAACUGUUUGAUGUCUGUCUCUCGGGAAGAGCCCACAAUUCUUCAAAAGUGGACACAUUUUGCUAAUUCGAAAUACGUUACAAAGCCUUGUGGUCACUAACUUUUCAACUAGCUUCAGGUAUUUUGAAAAAGUGCAUCUGAAUAUUAACCCUUGUUUAAACUGAAUGUAUGAUAUUUUGUUAGAACGGAAAAGUACUAUCUUGUUAAUUUAAGUGUUUUAAAUAUAGUUGUAUAUUUUUCUUACUCUCAGUCACAUGUAAUUGAAAUAUUUCUGUUUUGCGUCGUCAUUCACAAAGCAAAUGAAAGAGUGUUGAAGGUGUUUUUAGAUUUACACAUGACCAUCUGGUUGUUGCCAGUUUGGGCACUAAUAUUAAAAAACACAAUAAGCUUCUCAGGCAUUUUGGGAUUUCUAUGAAUGAAUAGUGGAGGAGCCGAAGGAAUAUAUGUAAAGUAAAAUUAUAAUAGGGGAAUUCUCCAAGGUAUAUUCCUUGGCGUAGCUGGUAUCCCCCCACCUCAAAUUCACUCUCUCACACUGUAGAAUUGUUCACUUUGCUGAUCUGCCUGAAAGUUAGCCCAUGAGAAAUUCACACCGGUCAGCAAAACUCUUUCCUCUAAAAUACCCCUCCCGUAGUGAGGUUAAGGGAGCCAGCAGUCUCUUAUGUAAGUGUGACUGCAGUCGUAGGGGCCGUUUUCCUGUCAGCCUCAGAAGGAGCUGCAGGAAGAUAGUGUAUUGCAUGGAGGACCCACGUGUACUGUGCAGACUGGAUAAGAAGAUCUUGGAAGGCAAGAUUGAUUGGGUGCCUCAUAUGUGACAGGGCAGAGGAAUCUCACAGGUCACUGGUAGCAGGGAAGAAGCUACUUAAAUGGAGGGCCAGGCUUGCCACCGUUACCAUGCACCGAACUGGAUCCGUGCCCGGAAGUGGCUUUGCUUCCUUUUACUCCUAGAGGUAGGGGAGUGCUCUUGUGUUGAAGGUCCACUACUUAAUGAUUUAAAAACCUUUGGAGAUCUUAUCUGACAUGGUGGUCCCUUGUCUGUGGGGGAAGAUACCGCUUGUAAAUGGAAGCUUAACUUUCAGCACUCACUCUUAACUCCACAGCAUCAGAUCCUUCUUCUCAGACCUCACCUGAAGCCCAUGGGAAGGUCAGAGAAGUUCUGACUUCACCUACCUGGAGUCAGUCUUCAUAGCUUUGUUUUUAUUUGUACUUUUAUGUGAGAUUCUCUUCUGGAUUGUGUUUGAGAAAUAUAUUGCUGCUAAAACGUUUUUGUACACCUCUGUUUUUGAAAUAUAUAAAUGUUAGCUAAUAUGAAUUUCUUAGAAAUGAAUGGAAAUUUCUUUCCUCCAUAUUAAUCCAGGUUAAUGGUAGACACAUGUAAACAUGUGAAGAUGCAGGAUGAAAUAAUAAUUUAAAACUGGUCUUUUAGCCUUACCAACCCUAUUCAAGUCUCACCUUUUUUAUAAUAAAUAUUUUAUAGCAUCUCUUUAUAAUCAUCAAAUGAAAAUCAGACAUAUACACACCUCUUACUAAUCUGAAAUGAAGGUAACAGGUAAUAUGACCUGCUUCUAAGCAGGCGCACCAUUGUCAUGUUGUAACUGAACUGUAAGAAUUUCACAGUGGUAUUUUCAUAUGUAAAUGUUCUGGCAUGAUUAUAGGUUAUGAAAUAAUGAAACAAGUGUGUAUAUGUGAGGUGUGAUUAAAAAGUGGCGUUUUUAAAUUUUAAA
Molecule: messenger RNA, 4314 nt
Organism: Fukomys damarensis (Damara mole-rat)
Lineage: Eukaryota; Metazoa; Chordata; Mammalia; Rodentia; Bathyergidae
Gene: Cnksr3
Product: CNKSR family member 3
Exons: 14
Coding region: 220-1866 (548 amino acids)
Biological process (GO): regulation of signal transduction
Cellular component (GO): cytoplasm; membrane
Molecular function (GO): protein binding
Source: RefSeq, a predicted model, not a curated record